CUCUCCUUUGUUUUAAUUCGUUUAAUUUUACGUGUUGUUCUAUUUGUUAAUACAUAAAACUAUAACUUUUAUUUAAAAUAUAGUUAGAAAAUGGGUGUUUCUAAUUAUGAUGCUCUACGUAAGCAAGCAAGGCACUUAGAAAAUGAAAUUGAUUUAAAGUUAGUAGCAUUCAGCAAAAUUGGUGCUGGCACUAGCACCUCCCUACACAGCAGUUCAUCUACCGACACAUCACCAUUAUUGGGCGAACAUGUUUUCGAUUCGCUCUCAGAAGAAAUAUCACAAAUGUUAGAUAAGCUAUCAUCACUGAAUGAAACAAUGUCCGAGCUUCCUGCAACAGGUGCUGCUGCUAUGCAUACACUCCAGCGUCAUCGCGAAAUUCUGCAUGGUUAUAGACAAGAGUUUAAUAAAAUUUGUGCAAAUCAUACAACACGUAUAGAGCGUGAGGAACUAUUACGUGGUUCCGGCCUGGCCACAAACAGCCCUACUAUUUCCGGACUAAGUAGACGUGAUCUUUAUUUAAAAGAAAGUACUCAUUUGAAUAGUUCCAGCAAUAUGGUCAGUGACCAAAUUAAUAUUGCUAUUGAAACUCGGGAGCAUUUACUUUCGCAGAGACAGGCAUUCAAGCGACUGCAGACACGAUUUAAUGACAUAUCCAAUAGAUUUCCUUUGAUAUCCAGCCUCAUACAACGGAUCAACAUCAAGAAAAAACGAGAUUCCUUUAUUUUAGGGGCAGUUGUUGCACUGUGUGUUAUACUUUUAUUGCUCUACGCAUUCAAUUAACGAUUUUCCGAAACGAAACCUAUUGCAGUUACCAGUUAAAAAAAAAAACUUAUACAUUUCAUGGUAUUGUUAGAAUUAAUCAGAUAUACAUUUGGAUGGAGAAAAGUUAUUCUAUAUUUUUUACAAAUUUCUGUUCAAUUUCAGUUAAAAUAUGUUACAAUAAUCAAUAAUAAUCGUAUUGUAAUUUGUGAUAAAUAUUGUUUGAAUAAAAACGGUGGGUCAAAUAAACUACAU
Molecule: messenger RNA, 1014 nt
Organism: Ceratitis capitata (Mediterranean fruit fly)
Lineage: Eukaryota; Metazoa; Arthropoda; Insecta; Diptera; Tephritidae
Gene: Gos28
Product: Golgi SNAP receptor complex member 1
Exons: 5
Coding region: 91-780 (229 amino acids)
Biological process (GO): endoplasmic reticulum to Golgi vesicle-mediated transport; vesicle fusion
Cellular component (GO): Golgi membrane; cis-Golgi network; Golgi medial cisterna
Molecular function (GO): SNAP receptor activity
Source: RefSeq, a predicted model, not a curated record